GCAAAGUAACUUACUUAAUCGUUUUGGAUACUCUGUUUCUUAAUCCUAAAUAUUAUGGCAAUCUUGAAAUGGAGUCAGCGAAAACUGUUUAAUAAAACAGUCCAGAUAGAGAUAAAAGAAUAUUGAUCGAAUUCAGCUUAUUAAAUGAUCGUGCGAACAGCUCGUGUGAGAGCAUAUUCUGGUGACGCAAUAAUCAUAAUUUUUCGAAUAAGGAUCAUUUCUUCCAAAAAAUGAAAACGUUAUUACCGUUAAUUCUGUUCGCUGUAUCUAUGACGAUAACGUUAGGAGCAGAGAAGACGUUCGUUAGAGAAAAAAAUAUCUUGAAGGAACUUUCAAAUGCUAUGUCGAGCCGCACAAAUGGCCGCACUGACAGAGACAAGAAAAUUAACAAAGGAUUUGAAUGGGUAAUUCAAGGCGUGAACAUCUUGGGUCAAGUGGACGAUUUCAUUAGCGAUAGAACAAAGAACAUUAUUCGAAAAUUGCACGUAGCUUAUAACGAGAAUGACAGAGACGGGAAUAUAUAUCCGCCUGGUCGAAGUUUAAAUAGAAACUAUUAGAUAUGUAAAUAAUAUGUGUAAUACGUUAAAUUCUAGACUGUUUGAUAUUGAAAUGUACAUAUGUAUAAGCGAUAUUUGGUAAAUAUACAGUUUGGCUUACCGAA
Messenger RNA from Ceratina calcarata, 661 nucleotides. RefSeq lists its product as uncharacterized. The transcript has 2 exons. The record is from RefSeq and is a predicted model, not a curated record. Bases 231 to 557 code for a protein of 108 amino acids. Lineage: Eukaryota; Metazoa; Arthropoda; Insecta; Hymenoptera; Apidae.